UAAGAUUUGAUUUGCCUGAGUGUGUUAUGUCUAGUACACAAGUCUUAGGCAUCGCUGGUAACAUUUUGUGAUCUUCAGUUGUCCUGCCAAGUUGUUCAGGAGAGCAAAUUUCAGGAUCAGAGUUGCUCAGUUCAAGAAGGGUCAUGAGGGUACACAAGAGGAAACUCCUGCCGUUGGUUCUGACACUGGCGAUCAUUGUUUACUACAAACCACUUUUCAGUUUAAGAUUGACGUUUGGGACUUCAAAUAAAACAAUCCAGCAGCCUGGUUGGCUAGACCCAACGAGCAGAAAUGAUGUCAUCAAUACGACAGUGAGCGGAGAUUUCAUUCUAUCCAAUGAAAAUGGGAUGGAAUUGACACCGACCAAUGAAAGGAAGCCUUCCGGCCGUGCCACAGCCUUUAUAUUUUCUCAGAUGAGAAGCGGUUCCUCAUUCGUUGGAGAGAUCUUCAACCAACAUCCGGAGUCUUUCUACCUGUUUGAGCCUCUAUGGGCUGCACAGUUCUAUGACAAUGGGACACACAACGUUCCAAAAUGGUACUUAAAACUACUCGAAGGAGUAGCCGAUUGUCAAUUCGAGGGCUUAGAAGACAUACUGGAAUACUUUAUAUCGACUAAGCACUUCGGUGGUUUUCGAAAAAGCACAUCGUUGCGAAAACUGUGUGAGAACUAUGAUCCAAAGCGAGAGUUUUUAUCUGUACGUGACAAAGAUUUAGUCAAUUCUGAAAAGUGUCCGAUUCCAAAACAAGCAAUGGUCCCUGUUUUAAACAAGGCGUGCGCAAUGUCGAAACUCAACGUCGCGAAGAUUAUUCGUAUCAAGGACAUCAAUAUCUUUCAGCAAAUCGUGGCAAAUAGUUCGCUGGUCGGCCGGGAAGUCAAAAUCAUCCAUCUUGUCCGGGAUCCUCGCGCGGUGAUCGCCUCUCGGAUCAGAGUGUCCAACCUACACGAGCCUGCUCCGUUUACAGAUGAGUUUGUAGAGGAAAAAGACGUAGAUGUUCUCUGUAAGCAGAUGGAGCAAAACGUACAAACCCAAGAUGGCGUCCCAGACUGGCUACUCGGCCACUAUGCCCUAAUAAGGUAUGAAGACGUUGCCAUGGCACCGGCCGCCAUGACAGAGAAACUGUAUGGUUUUCUCGGUACCGAAAGUGACGACGCGGUCUUUGAUUGGCUAGCGGAAAACACAAACGCCACGGAGCCCAGUAAAAACGUGUUUUCACGGAAGAGGAACUCCAGGGACACUGUUGACGCCUGGAGACGUAAGCUGAGUCUGUCCGCCGUGCUGAAGAUUCAGGACAUUUGUCGGGACGCGCUGGAGAUGUUCGGGUACAGAACCGUGCAAGGAGAGGCGGAACUAACCAACCUGAGUCUGUCUCUAGUGGGAGACAUGGACAAGAACCUGGUGCAGAUCUCGUGAGAUGGAGAGUAACAUCCAUGAGCUAGUAACUCUGAUAGAAUAGCCCGAGAGGAACCCACAGACUUCCCAAUCUACACGUACUGUUAUAGUACAUGUUCGAACUGCCCUUACAAAAUACAUAUCAUGCAGUCUGUCAACAAAUCUCAUGAAUGUGUUGGUGUCCCCAGAAGGGGUGGGAAUUUCCUACUAUGGGAAGUUCAACAUGGCUGUAUCUUUGAAGAAAUAUCUUGCACUUAAAGAGAGCAAGGCAUCUACAGAGCUCAUAGAUUUUACUCAUGGCAUAACCCCCACUUCCCAUUUCAGUUUUCAAGUAAUCUGCAGUUUACAUGGAGACGCUGGAGUGUUUGCCGUCUUUCUGAGAGAUAAUCAUUCAAGGUCGUGUUUUCGAGAGUGACUGCCAUAGAUUGGGACGCAUGUGUUAAAGGAAAUUUUGAUAUU
Messenger RNA from Branchiostoma belcheri (Belcher's lancelet), 1850 nucleotides. RefSeq names its product carbohydrate sulfotransferase 3-like. Gene Ontology annotation, molecular function: N-acetylglucosamine 6-O-sulfotransferase activity. The coding region runs from base 144 to 1412 and encodes 422 amino acids. Lineage: Eukaryota; Metazoa; Chordata; Leptocardii; Amphioxiformes; Branchiostomatidae. The transcript is spliced from 2 exons. The record is from RefSeq and is a predicted model, not a curated record. Gene Ontology annotation, biological process: N-acetylglucosamine metabolic process; sulfur compound metabolic process.